CAGAGGAGGCCAGGACCAAGGAAACAAGGACCAAGGAGACAGACAGAAUGAGAGGAUGAAUGUGGAGGACGGUUGAACUUGUUCAUGAUGGAUGCCAGGGGGAUCAGGGGGACGAACGGAUCGCAGAAACGCUCAUCCCUCAGACGAGACACCACCUCUGGGUCACUGAAGAUUCAACGAGCAUGGAUCGAGAGGACGUUCCAGAAGAGGGAAUGUAUCCAGAUCAUUCCCAGCAAAGACCUCAGCAGGUGCAGCUGUGGUCAGCUUGUGGCCCAGCACACCGCCGUCCCCCCAGGCACCGCAGACCAAGGGCCCCCCCUGGUGCAGCUGGAGGGCCAGCCAACGGAGAGGUGGAGCGCUCUGAAACACAGCCAGACGUUCCCCACCGAUGCUUACGGGAUCCUGGAGUUCCAGGGAGGGGGACACGUCAACAAGGCCAUGUACAUAAGGAUCUCCUUUGACUCCAAGCCUGACUCUCUGCUCCACCUGAUGGUGAAGGACUGGCAGCUCGAGCUCCCUACGCUGCUCAUCUCCGUCCAUGGGGGCCUGCAGAAUUUUGACCUGCCACCCAAACUCAAGCAGGUCUUCGGUAAGGGACUGAUCAAAGCUGCUGUCACCACCGGAGCCUGGAUCUUCACAGGAGGAGUCAGCACAGGAGUGAUCCGUCAUGUUGGAGAUGCCCUGAAAGACCAUUCAUCCAAGUCCAGAGGGAAGGUCUGUGCCAUCGGCAUCGCACCGUGGGGCAUCGUCGAGAACAAGGAAGACCUGAUCGGGAAAGACGUGACUCGGCCAUAUCAGACCAUGUCCAACCCGCUCAGCAAGCUGUCGGUCCUAAACAGCAGCCACUCCCACUUCAUCCUGUCCGACAACGGGACUACAGGCAAGUAUGGCGCCGAGGUCCGGCUCCGCAGACAGCUGGAGAAGCACAUCUCCCUGCAGAAGAUCAACACACGUCUGGGUCAGGGGGUCCCAGUGGUGUGUCUGAUCCUGGAAGGGGGUCCCAACGUCAUCUCUAUUGUGCUGGAGAGUCUGAAGGAGGACCCUCCGGUGCCGGUCGUGGUCUGUGACGGUAGCGGUCGAGCGUCGGACAUCAUUUCCUUUGCCCACCGAUACUGCGAGGAGGACGGGCUGGUGAGUGAAAGUGUGAAAGACCAGCUGCUGGUCACCAUCCAGAAGACUUUCAAUUACAGUCGUAGCCAGUCACAGCAGAUCUUCCUCAUGGUGAUGGAGAUCAUGAAGAAGAAGGCACUGAUCACAGUGUUCAGGAUGGGAUCAGAGGGACAGCAGGACAUUGAGAUGUCCAUCCUCACAGCUCUACUCAAAGGUACAAAUGCGUCUGCGUCUGAUCAGCUGAGUCUGGCUCUGGCCUGGAACCGAGUGGACAUCGCUCGCAGCCAGAUCUUCGUGUAUGGAAUCCGCUGGCCUGUUGUUAGCACCCUGGUUUCUGAUCGGCCCCGAAGCCCAGUGGCCCGGAAACAGUCAGGAGCAGCAGGUAAAGGGAAGGCCCGAGGGAAGAAGGGGAAAGGAGGCAAAGCCAAACCUGAGCCACCUGAAGAAACAGAUCCCCGAAAACUGGAACUACUGAGUUGGGUAAACUCCCUGGAGCAGGCCAUGAUGGAUGCUCUGGUGUUGGACAGGGUAGACUUUGUGAAGCUGCUGAUCGAGAAUGGCGUCAACAUCCACCACUUCCUGACCAUCCCCCGCCUGGAGGAGCUGUACAACACGAAGCUUGGACCAGCCAACACACUGCACUUCUUGGUCCGAGACGUCAAGAAGGGGAAUCUUCCCCCAGAUUACCAGAUCACUAUGAUUGAUAUCGGCCUGGUUCUGGAGUUCCUGAUGGGGGGAGCGUACCGCUGCCACUACACCAGGAAGACCUUCAGGGCGCUCUACAACAACCUGUACGGACUCAAAAGACCCAAAGCUCUGAAGCUCCUUGGCAUGGAGGACGAUGAGCCCCGACCAAAGGGAAAGGGGAAGAAGAACAAAAAAAAGGAGGAGGAGGUUGACAUUGAUGUGGACGACCCGGAGGUCUGCAGGUUCCAGUACCCUUUUCAUGAGCUGAUGUUGUGGGCGGUGCUCAUGAAGCGCCAGAAGAUGUCUCUGUUUCUGUGGCAGCGGGGGGAAGAGGCCAUGGCCAAGGCUCUGGUGGCCUGUAAACUUUUGAAGGCCAUGGCCCACGAGUCGUCCCAGAGCGAGCUGGUGGAUGAAAUCUUCCAGGACCUGGAGAACAACUCAAAAGAGUUUGGUAUUCUGGCGUAUGACCUGCUGGAUCAGUCAUACAAACACGAUGAGCAGGUGGCCAUGAAACUGCUGACGUAUGAGCUGAAGAACUGGAGUAACUCCACCUGCCUGAAGUUGGCUGUCGCCGCCAAACACAGAGACUUCAUCGCCCACACGUGCAGCCAGAUGCUGCUAACCGACAUGUGGAUGGGCUGUCUGAAGAUGGGCAAGAGCAACAACCUCAAGGUUAUUUUAGGGAUCAUUUUCCCCCCUGCCAUCCUGCUCCUGGAAUUCCGAUUCAGAGAUGAAGCUUCGCAUCAUUCUUCCAAAGCAAAUGAUGAUGGAAAAAGUAAAGAUGGCGACAAAUCAAACAAGGAUGGUGCUUCCAAGAAAGAAGAGAAAGAAGAUGAAGAGGAGACCGAAGAGAAGCACAUGAAGAUUCCCAUUGGGAGGAAGAUCUUUGAGUUCUACAACGCCCCCUUCACUAAGUUCUGGUUCAACACGAUCGCAUACUUCAUGUACCUCUUCCUCUACAACUACAUCAUCCUGGUGAAGAUGGAGCGCUGGCCCUCUCUGCAGGAGUGGACUGUCAUCUCUUACAUCAUCACUCUGGGACUGGAGAAAGUCAGACAGAUCCUCAUGUCAGAGCCGGGGAAGUUGAAGCAGAAGAUCAGGGUGUGGUUGGAGGACUACUGGAACUGCGUUGACCUGGUUGGUAUCUCGCUCUUCCUGAUGGGCCUCCUGCUGCGGCUGCAGAAUGAGCCCUACAUGGGAUACGGUCGCGUCAUCUACUGUGUCGACAUCAUCUUCUGGUACAUCCGAGUUCUUGACAUCUUCGGGGUCAACAAGUACCUGGGCCCCUACGUCAUGAUGAUCGGGAAGAUGAUGAUAGACAUGUUGUACUUCGUGGUCAUCAUGCUGGUGGUGCUGAUGAGCUUCGGCGUCGCUCGGCAGGCCAUCCUCCACCCAGACGAGGAGCCCACGUGGCGUCUGGCUCGCAACAUCUUCUACAUGCCGUACUGGAUGAUCUACGGAGAGGUGUUUGCCGACUCCAUAGACCGUAAGACUAGCGUCCAUAUUUACGCCAUGGAGAUCAACCCUCCAUGUGGAGAAAACUUGUACGAUGAAGAUGGGAAGAAGCUUCCUCCUUGUAUUCCUGGAGCCUGGCUCACCCCUGCCAUCAUGGCCUGUUACCUGCUGGUGGCGAACAUCCUGCUGGUCAACCUCCUCAUUGCUGUCUUCAAUAACACCUUCCUCGAGGUGAAGUGCAUCUCCAACGAGGUGUGGAAGUUCCAGAGGUAUCAGCUGAUCAUGACCUUCCACGACCGGCCCUUCUUACCACCCCCUCUCAUCGUCUUCCCCCACAUCUACAUGGUGCUGCGGAGGCUCUGCUGCCGCUGCAGACCGGAAGGAGAUGACCGCGAGAGGCGACUUCAGCUGGUGCUGAACGCUGAAGAGCUCAAGACUCUGCACGAGUUCGAGGAGCAGUGUGUAGAGGAAUACUUCAGAGAGAAGGAGGAUGAAAUGCAGUCGUCCAACAACGAGCGAAUCAGAGUAACGGCUGAAAGGGUGGAAAACAUGUCAAUGCGCCUGGAGGAGGUCAAUGAGAGGGAGCACUCCAUGAAGGCGUGCCUGCAGACGAUGGAUCUCCGCCUGGCUCAGCUGGAGGAGUUCUCCGGCCGGAUGGUGAACGCUGUCGAGACGCUUGCGGGUGUAGACCGGGCCGAGCUGGUCCGUACUCGCUCCAAAACGUCGGUGUGUGAGCCGUCUUCAUUGCUUCGACGUGGUAGCAUCAGCAGCAUGGAUGGGUACAGCCUGCUGCGGUAUCAGCUGGAGCAUGACGACAGGACCUCCAUGUCCGGAGACGUGGAGGACAAGAAGGUCCACCUGAGUCCAGAGAGACAGGUGGCCAACACUGAGAGAGGGAAAGUGAGGGACCAGACUCCAUCGCUAUCCAACGUUGACAUCCUCAUCAUCCCUUGUGACCCCGUCCCCACCUACCCUGCCCUGCCUCAGGCCAACCCGGUAGAUGCUGAUUUGGAUGAACUGGCCCAGAAGACCCGCCUGGAAGGGGCAGCGUCCUUCCCCCUGGAGAAGUCCAGGGUCAUGGAGUAUUUACCAUCUCCAAACAUCAGAAGGAGAAAGUCCAUUAGUGGCAUCCGUAGUCCAGCUCCAGAGGAGCUGGACAGGUCCAUCAUACUGACUCCGCCCCUGUUGGUGGUGCAGACGAAUGGAGGCGGAGCAGCGGAGUCUAGACUGACUGAUGCAGGACCAGAGAAGGAGACUGUGGAUGGCUGCCAUGGUAACAGGGAGGACGAGGAGGAGGAGGAGGAGGACAGGAAGUAUCCACCAUUGAGAUCCAAGAGUCUGAACACCCCCAACCCGAGAAAGACGAGGACAAAGAGUACAGAUGAGAAGGAGAAGGCCAGCAGCAUCAAAGACCUGGUAUCAGCGUUCCAAGAAGGGGCCGGGGACCAGAACCAGGUCCAAAGACUGUGAAUGCUGUUGACAACCUUAAAUGUUUUAAGAGAUUGGAAAAACUGGCUGGUUCAAAUGCAGCUUCAUUAAACCUCCGUCAUGCUUCCAUGUUUCUUUUACACAGACGAGGUUUUCUCCUGGAAACUCUUCCAAACAACAGCUGCUUUUUUAAGAUCAUUGCUGUUGUCUUUUCCUCUUGGCAUUGUGUUGCAUUUGCCUAGUACCAUGACCCACAAAGACUUUUAUAAGAUUGGAUGGUUUUUACAAGAAACCUAGGAUUCAUUUAGGAGAUACUGCUGUUCUUUUAUUGUUUUUUUGUCUUUUGUUUUUUUUUUAAAUAUAUUUUUAUCCCAAUUUUUCCCCAUUUUAUCACCCAGUGCUCCUACCUAAGUCGAUCCUGGGCAUUGCUCCCUCUACCAACCCCAGGAGGGCCCUGCACUCAGCUCAAGUCGUCUCCUUACUUGAGGAGUGAGCAGGCCGCUUCUUUUAUUGUUAACUGGCCAUAUUGGAGCUUUUAUUGUGAAAAUGUUGCAUUUUUACAUCAUGGACUGUCUUGGGGAGUGUCACUAAGCAUUAAUGUCUUUUUAAGGAUUAAUAUUUAAUAGUUAUUGAUCAACUUUCUCUGAAAGAACUGAAAGAACUGAAAAGCUCAAAUGUAAAGGCCAAAGGAGUUCUCAGGGAAAAUGUGGGAAUGUGAUUGUCACCGGGACCGGUGGAGCGCCGGGACCGGGGGACCGCCGCCGGGACGCCACCGCCCGUGGUUGCCCGGGCCCGCUGCUGUCUAAGACCGUGAGUUGUGGGCCGGAGAAACCAGCAGCUGCCAGAAAUAGCAGCUGAUGAUAUGGAGCCAGUCCCGCUGGUGUCCUCUGGUUGGUGGCAGUGGUCUCUGAAUGCAGCUAACAGCCUGAGACAUGUCUUUGAAAUAAGGAUUAAAUAACCUUAUUAACCAGGCUGUAAAUAUUUGGUUGGUUGGACACGUUAACGUGGAGGUGGGCGAAGAUGAACCUGCGCUGGAUUCACGCAGCAACACGGUUGAAGAGCAAAACCUUUGACACACAACCUAUAUUCAUUUCAGCAACGGAUGAUGUCAUUGCGUUCAAGGUCUGUGUAGACUGAUCCAGACAACGCACGCCAUAUUGCUGAGUGGAUCAAGCACCAGUGUUUGAUCCAGACCCACAGUUCCUCUGCCGACCACCAGGGACUGGAUCCAGACCUGCAGGUUAAAAUGUUCAACUUUGUAGCAGAAAUAAUUGUACUGAUGGUCUGGAACAGAAACAGGUGUGGUCUCCAUGGUAACUUUAAUCAUCCCUGACAACUGUAUGGGGGCCAUACAUGUAUUUAUGACCAAGUCGAAGUAGAUCAGGGAACAGACGCUUCAGGAAUACUCUGUGGGGGACCUCCUACAGAUGGUUUGUCCAGUACUUAGACAGUUUAUGGGCUAAUCCACCUGUCUCAGCCCCCCAGUCUCGCGCUCAGAAGGUGUGCCGAUUUUUUCCAGUGGCCAGCCGCGGUACUGCAACAAAAAAUCCCAUGGGGCCCAGAAAGCUUUUUUCCCAUAGACCGCAAUAGUAAAAGAGAAGCCUCUAAAACUGUUCACAGGACACCUCCAGCUGUAAUCACCGGCAAUUACUAAUCUUUGUAUUCUAUAUUUUUAAGUCAUGGACUUUAUAUCCGCCAAAAAUGUUUUAUAACGGCCAGAAAAGUCAAAGAAAAGUCUCUUUCUGGGCGUGACGUCACGGCCGUGUCGGUGCCAUUGAUGUUGCCCCGGGGUAUGAUGGGAGGCCCCAGAGCAUCAUGGGAGGUGACUCAACUGCGCAUGCUCUAUGGGCCCGUGUACACGGAAGUAAACCAGGAAGUCAGAAAUUUUUUCGGCACAUGCGCUGGCUGAGCAGAAUGCAUUGAAAUGAAUGGGCGGCCAUUUUGGGCAAUGUAUCCAGUUAAUAUUAUAGAUCCAUGACCUGUCUUCAUAGCGUCUGUGGUUGAUUUGUCUUAAAUUGGAAUAAAUCUGUUGGAGCAGCACCGAGUGGCCAUCAGUGGUAUUACAUGUCCCACCUUAACCCAUAUGAACUUCUCAAACGAUGUUUGAGGUGGUUUUAUUAUAAAACCCGGACUCGGCGUGGACAUGUGGUCCAGUAUAACUCUAGAAGACGUCUCCACCUGAAGGUUGAGUGGCUUAAAGGGAAUCACGUCCACCUCUGUCUUCCGAUCCAAGCCUGUCCACGGUCCCUGAUCUCCGCACCUGUCACCACUGUCUCUGUGUUUGUUUCUUACCUCAAUUUUUAUCACGUGAUCAGAAAACAUCUAGUCACAUAUUUUGAAAUGUAAAUGUACCUAUAUGCAGUCAGAUGUAAGCAGAAAUAAAAACCUGUCAGACUCAGUAAACGCUGUAUUUCUGGUCCUAUGAUGACGUGUGACUGAGUGCAUGUUAUUUCUUUA
Molecule: messenger RNA, 7137 nt
Organism: Cololabis saira (Pacific saury)
Lineage: Eukaryota; Metazoa; Chordata; Actinopteri; Beloniformes; Belonidae
Product: transient receptor potential cation channel subfamily M member 1-like
Exons: 28
Coding region: 85-4722 (1545 amino acids)
Biological process (GO): protein tetramerization; calcium ion transport into cytosol
Cellular component (GO): membrane
Molecular function (GO): calcium channel activity
Source: RefSeq, a predicted model, not a curated record